UCAGAGGGGGAGCCCCAAGCAACAGUUCAAGACAGGCACUUCCUGUGGCCAAGUGGAUAAGAGCAGCCUGCAUCCAUGGGACAGGCCCUGGGGAUCAAGAGCUGCGACUUCAAGGCAGCAAGAAACAAUGAGGAGCACCAUACCAAGGACAUCAGCUCCAAGCGCCUCAUUGUGAGGAGGGGACAGCCUUUCACCAUCAGGCUGCACUUCCGGGCGCCAGUCCAUGCAUUCCUGCCUGCCCUGAAGAAGGUGGCCCUCAUUGCACAAACAGGAGAACAGCCUACCAAGGCCAACAGGACCCAAGCCACGUUCGGGAUUUCCAGUCUGGGGGACCGCGAGGGGUGGAGCGCGGCGGUGGAGGAGAGAGAGGCGGAGUCCUGGACCGUCUCUGUGACCACGCCCCCAGACGCUGUCAUUGGCCACUACUCGCUCCUGCUGCAGGUCUCGCGCAGGAAGCCACGCCUCCUGGGCCAGUUCACCCUGCUCUUUAACCCCUGGAUCAGAAAGGAUGCUGUGUUCCUGGAGAACGAGGCUCAACGCUGGGAGUACUUGCUGAACCAGAAUGGCCUCAUCUACCUGGGCACCGCUAACUGCAUCCAGGAAGAGCCCUGGGACUUUGGUCAGUUCGAGAGGGAUGUCUUGGACCUCAGCCUGGACUUACUGAGUGUGGACAAGCAGGUGGAGGAGUGGGGCAACCCUGUGCAUGUGGCCCGCAUUUUGGGCUCAUUGCUGCAUGCUCUCAAGGAGAAGAGCGUCCUGCCCACCCCGCAGACCCAGGCUGACCAGGAAGGGGCCUCAGUGAACAAGCGCCGGGGCAGCGUGCCCGUCCUGCGGCAGUGGCUCACAGGCCGAGGCCGGCCUGUGUAUGAUUGUCAGGCCUGGGUGUUGGCUGCUGUUGCUUGCACAGUGCUGCGGUGUCUGGGGAUCCCUGCACGCGUCAUCACCACGUUCGCCUCAGCCCAGGGCACCCGCGGGAGCCUGCUUGUGGAUGAGUACUACACUGAGGAGGGCCUGCAGAACGGAGAAGGCCAGCGAGGCAGAAUCUGGAUCUUCCAGACUUCAACAGAGUGCUGGAUGACCCGGCCUGCUUUGCCCCAGGGUUAUGGUGGAUGGCAGAUUCUGUACCCAAGUGCUCCAAAGCAAGGUGGAGUCCUGAAGGCCUGUGAUCUGGUCCCUGUCAGAGCAGUCAAGGAGGGGACGCUGGGGCUGACCCCCGCAGUAGCAGAUGUUUUCACCGCAGUGAACGCCUCAUGUGUGGUCUGGAAGUGCUGUGAGGAUGGGACACUGGCACUAACCAAUUCCAACACUAAGUAUGUGGGCAACAACAUCAGCACCAAAGGUGUGGGCAGUGACCGCUGUGAGGACAUCACUCAGAACUACAAAUAUCCUGAAGGAUCUCUUCAAGAAAAAGAAGUGCUGGAGAGAGUGCAGAUAGAGAAACUGGCACAUGGGGAAGACAAUGACAUCUAUCCUCCCAGUUUUGAGACUGCUGAUCCUCUGUACCUGUUCUUGGAAACACCCAGCUCCCUGCCCCUGAGAGGGGAUGCCCAGGUCUCCAUGACCCUGGUUAACCCCAGUGACCAGGAGAAGGAUGUGCAGCUGACAGUUGGGGUGCAGGCGAUGUACUACAAUGGCAUCCUUGCUGCUGAGCUCUGGAGAGAGAAGCUGUCCUUUACACUCAGCGCCAACCUGGAAAAGAGAAUCACCACCAGCCUGUCCUUCUCCUAUUUUGAGCGGAGCCCACCCGAGAACAGCUUCCUCAGACUUACAGCUGUGGCAACACACUCAGCGUCCAGCCUCAGCUGCUUUGCUCAGGAAGACAUCGCCAUUUGCAGACCAUGCCUUGCCAUUGAGAUGCCAGAGGCAGCAAAGCAAUAUCAGCCUCUUAAGGCUUCCGUCAGCAUCCAUAACUCCCUAGAUGCCACCAUGAAGGACUGUGUGAUCUCCAUCUUUGGAAGGGGGCUCAUUCACAGAGAGAGGAACUACAGAUUAGGUCCCGUGCGGCCUGGAAACACCUUGUGCACCCAAUUCUGGUUCACACCGACAAAGGUGGGGCUCCAGCGGCUAUAUGUGGAAAUGGACUGCAACAUGUUCCAGAACCUAACCAACUACAGAAGUAUCACUGUGGUAGCCCCUGAACUUGCAGCUUAAACGGCCGGCUCCAACAUCAUUUACCCCAACUACCCCAUUGUAUCUAUGAUCAAUAACCAAAUGUGCUGGAAGGGAAACUUUGCUUAUCAGACAAAUGAAUCUCUGUUCAUUUAGUUGGGCAGAAGAGUGACUAAGAUCUGGGGAUCUUUCUGAUUCCCAGAAAUCAAUAGAAAAGACAUUCAUAUUUGUCACUCCUGCUUAAGGCAGCCUCAUGAAGACUAGUUGUCUUAGAAACUACUGGGCUUGAGUGAUAAAAGGAAAUCUUUAAAAAGGUACUCAGAUAAGUACAUGCAGAUUUUUCUGGUUCAGGGUUUUCAUAACCAUUUUAGUGCUAACACAUUCAUUAACUUAUAGGUAAGGAUAAGAACCUAACAUUUAAAUCAUUAAAUCAUUCUUAUAUUUCCGAUGAAGUGGGACAAUAUUAGCUAAAAAAUAAAUU
This is a messenger RNA of Miniopterus natalensis, 2590 nucleotides long. Lineage: Eukaryota; Metazoa; Chordata; Mammalia; Chiroptera; Miniopteridae. The record is from RefSeq and is a predicted model, not a curated record.